UUUACUGACUGACUUUAAAUUAUAGUAAUCUGUCUUAACUGUGUUUUAGAAGCAGGCUUUCUUGUUGGACAUAUAUUAAGCAUCAGCAGACCUCACAGUAUAGCAUCAUGGGGUUUUUCACCCUUUAUAUUUUGGUGCCACUGGUAUUUUACCUGGCACAGGGAAGUCCUCAACUCCGGAGAGCCAAUGAUCGCCAGGGGCAAUGUACCUAUACUUUCACAGUGCCCAGUCCUUCGGAAAGCAGCUGUACUGAACCUGGAGAAGCAAUGACAACUAUUAGGGAGCUGCAACGUGAAAAUGCAGCCCGUACCCAAGAUAUGGCUGCUUUACAAACUAGGUUAAGCUUGUUGGAGAAGAUGGUAAAUAGACUCUUAGGAGGGAAAGAACUACAACAAGCCAGUUCUUCACCACAGGCAUGGGCAGAUAAUCAGAAGGAGUUGGAGACAUUAAGAAUGCAAAAGGAUGAAUGGGAAGGACAGAGGGUGAGCCUUGAGAUGGCCUAUUCUGACCUCUUGAAGGAAAAGUCAUCUUUGGAAGAGGAAAAACAAAGACUGACAGAAAGGCUAGAAAGAGUACAAGGACAAUGUCCACCUGUGACUGAGGUAUCAAGGAACAGGGACCACCAGGUUUCACCAAGACAAGUGUCUCGAUGGGGAGCAGAUGGUGUGGGCUACCAGGAGCUGAAAUCAGAGCUUACAGCACUUCCAGCUUCAAAAAUGAUCCCAGAAAACCAAUCAACUGCCCAGACUUUGGAGAAUACUAAAAUGGGUGGAAGCUGUGGUGAACUUACCUGGGUUGGAGAACCCACUACUUACCGAAAGGCUGACAACAUUGCUGGAAAAUAUGGAGUCUGGAUGAAAGACCCAGAACCAGUUUCUCCAUUUAAUCAAGACACCAUCUGGCGGAUCAAUACAGUGGGAGCAGAUAUACGUCAAGUUUUUGAGUAUGAGAACCUUGACCAGUUAGUAAAAGGUUAUCCAGCCAAGGUCUAUGUAGUACCUCGCUCUAUGGAAAGCAAUGGUGCUGUAGUCUACAAAGGUUCCCUCUAUUAUGUAAGACGAAAGUCUAGAAUAAUAGUAAAGUAUGAUUUCAAGACUGAAACUAUUGCAAUUCAGAAGGAGCUUCCAAAUGCUGGUUAUCACGGGCAAUACCCUUACUCUUGGGGGGGCUAUACAGAUAUUGAUCUGGCUGUAGAUGAGAUGGGAUUAUGGGUUAUUUAUAGCACAGAUAAAGCUAAAGGAUCUAUAGCCAUAUCACAAUUAGAUCCCAAAACGUUAGAGGUAAAGCAGAGCUGGGAAACCACAAUUCGCAAACACUCAGUGGCCAAUGCAUUCAUGGCCUGUGGUACCAUGUACACAGUUGGAAGCUAUUCUUCUGGUAUCACCACACUCAGUUUUGCUUACGACACUCAUACUGGUGUUCAAAAGCAAAUUAGGGUCCCUUUUAUGAAUCAGUAUGGCUAUGGCAGUAUGGUGGAUUACAAUCCCAGUGAAAAGAAAAUUUAUGGCUGGGACAAUUACAACAUGGUCAACUAUGAUGUGAGGUUGUCUAAAAUGUGAGUAGAUAUGGAAGUUGAAAAA
This is a messenger RNA of Nanorana parkeri, 1580 nucleotides long. RefSeq names its product myocilin (gene MYOC). Lineage: Eukaryota; Metazoa; Chordata; Amphibia; Anura; Dicroglossidae. The record is from RefSeq and is a predicted model, not a curated record. Gene Ontology annotation, biological process: osteoblast differentiation; signal transduction. The coding region runs from base 108 to 1559 and encodes 483 amino acids. The transcript is spliced from 3 exons. Gene Ontology annotation, cellular component: Golgi apparatus.